AUGAAGACCGUGCAGGAGUUCGAGAGCGAGCUCGCAAAGGCGACGGCGCGGAAGAGCGGCGGUGGCGACGGCGGCAAGGGCGAGGCGCGCCGCCCCCGGGGCGGCGACGCCUUGUCCAAGCAGCCCGUGCACGGCAAGGGGUCGCACUGCGAGGUCCACAAGCACAGCGGCAUGGGGUGCGCGGUGGUGUCAAUGGAGUCCGCCGCGGCCCGAGAGUCCGUGAUGGUCUAUUGUGAGGGCAAAGCCGCGGGCAGCGACCAGGUUAAAACGCAGAUCGGCGGAGUCUCCGUGCAGGUCCGCCGGCACCUGGACAAAAACACCAAGCAGGAUGUGGUCACCGACAUCUUCUGCGCCUGGGGCCACCGUGCCGAAAAGGAGACCCCGCUGGAGGUCGACGAGAUCGCGGAGGCCUUCGACAAGCUGCUCACGGACGCGCACACGCACGGGAACGCGCAGGCCGCGGCCACCCUCUCCACGAGCCCCCAGCACCUGGCCGGGGUGCGAGCGCCCCCGCCGCCGCCCAUGCACCAUCCGACGCUGGCUGGAGCCGCGGGCGCGGCGGCGAUGACGCCGGCGCAGCUGCAGCAGGCGGAGAUUGAGGACCCUGACAUUUUAGCUUCGCCCUAA
Prorocentrum cordatum is the source of this 627-nucleotide messenger RNA. The record is from the annotation of a GenBank genome assembly. NCBI's taxonomy places the organism in Eukaryota, Dinophyceae, Prorocentrales, Prorocentraceae.